Messenger RNA from Echinococcus granulosus, 1605 nucleotides. RefSeq lists its product as hypothetical. The transcript is spliced from 10 exons. The coding region runs from base 1 to 1605 and encodes 534 amino acids. The record is from RefSeq and is a predicted model, not a curated record. NCBI's taxonomy places the organism in Eukaryota, Metazoa, Platyhelminthes, Cestoda, Cyclophyllidea, Taeniidae.
AUGCAGUUUGAAGAAAUUCUUUGGAAUUUUUGGGAAAUGCCAAAUGCACAAGAUGCAAUAAAAGUGGCACACCAAGCCUUAACGGAUUUUAACACAGAGAAGUACAUCCUCUUGUCAAAUGUGUUAGCACUGAUGAGAAGGCAAUUAGACGACUUGGAAUUUAUUAUUCAAGGGAGGAUUGCCGAUUGCAAAGGCAAUAAAUCUAUGCAAAUUCAGAAAGUCAUUGAGCAAGUGGUGACUCUGAAUCUUCUUUUGGUCUAUAUAGCUCUAACAGAAUGUUGUUUAUGGACUUUAGUUCUGCAUUUAUUAAAAAUGACUUUAUGUGUGGUAUUUUUUAAAUAUACAAAUGAUAAUGACCCAAUAUUCCUUGCGGAUUUCGGUAGUAAUAGAAUUUGCGGUUCAUAUUGCUACACCACACCUUAUAAUAAAAAAUUUUUGCAAACAUUUGAAAAGCUGACAUUUUGCCUCCAAUUCACCAUCAUUGGAUUAGCUGCGGCACAAUAUUUCCAGCACCAAUUAAGCGCUUGCGUCAAGGCAAGUGUCGGCCGCUUUUACAAGGCAUGUAUAAAUGUACCUGAGGUUAUUAUUAAACAGGACCAAGAGAAAAGCCAAAUUGCUGCUUUGAUGCAAUCAAUGGCAACUUAUUGCUACUGUUGCUCACUUCAUUUCCGUAGAUAUUUCCUAAAUACUUCUAUAGACUUUUUGGGGUUCGUGGGUCAUAUUUGUAAAUGCUCAAGUGCGAUUCAUAUUACACGGUUCCUUAAUUCACAACAGCUUUUACGUUCGGCAUGUCUUAAUAUGUGUAAUAAUAUACCUCGGAAAGAUAGCAUUUGUAGGGAUUCUAAUACAAAGGAAUCAAUUAGGAAGCAACUUUUCCUACGUACGCGCAAAAAAUGCAGUCGAUCCAGUCAAAAUGCUAUAGUGCCAGUAUAUGUACACCUAACUUUAAUUCAUUUUCUAAUGUUUGACCAACAGAAAUUAUUUUUAAUAUUAUCAAGGCGUAAUCACUGCCAGUUAUUCCAAUCCAGUCUGUCUGCAGUCGUGUGCAUUACUAUAAAUAAAACAUCAUUUUUGCACUUCAUAGACUUGAGUGUAUUGCUACCAUGCAAAAGUGACAAUUUAAUUCCUGUGAAAGCCGCUUUGAUUCCCCCAAUUCGAAUAACAAUGAGGGUGGACAUGUGGAGGUUAUUGGUUAAAGAAACAUUAGAGAAACAACGAUCGGAAAUGACAAUUUAUAAGUUCUUGACAUUUUAUCUUUCCUCUUCGGAGGUUUACCACGGUAAGGUAGCAUUUGAUAGACAACCAGCUAAAGACAUUUAUUGUUUUGUCGUAACUAAGCGUCGGGUGGAUCUAUCAAAACUACCACGCUGCAGGCUUCACCCUGACAAAACGGGUCCAUACUUCUUUGUACCUUUCACGGUCAGCUCAAGCUCAAACAUUCUUGUCAUGCAGUGUGCUGUACGUUUCGAUUGUUUUCUUGGCGAUGCGAGAAUCGCACCACAAUUGACGUUGACAGCUAAUAGCAAAAACUGGCAUGAUUGUGAAUUUAGUGCAUCUAUGAUGUGGAAUCAUUCAUCUACACUAAAUAACAUGGCAUCAAUUUAG